CUCGUACCGAUCAUAUUAAUUCGCCAAUGUUUUCGGAAUACAAAAGUGACACUUCGGACAAAAGCACAUUUUCCUUUGUUUGCGCGGAAUUCUAUGCUAUAUGUUUAACAAUUUAAAAGUGAAGUGUUAUAACGUUACUUUGUAUCUUUGUUGUUUAUAAGUUUUGUUUUUAGUGUUGUUAAGUGAUUGGAAAUUUAUUUGGGAUAAAUAGAUGAGAUUCAAAUAUCUCAAAUAAUAUUUCGAUUGUAAAAACUUUUAUCUGAAAGUAAUGAAGAUAAAUGUACAAUAAGUAAUAAUAAAAGUGGAACGAUGAACUCUUACCCCUGAGGGUUGUGAGCUAUGGCGCGUGCUACAACCGCCUGCCUCUUUACGGUCCAUUUUCUCUCGUGCAUUAUUGUAUGUCAUCAAGAUAGUAGCAGCAACCGACCGAGAGAACAAAACACUGUUUCGGAAUCUUCUCGUCGUUUCCGUACAGAAUUUUUAGAAGAUUGGCCCCAAACACCUGGUGCACCUUAUUUCGAUCCUAGCACUCCAGAAAAUGUAACCGGACUUGUUGGACAUUCUGUCACUUUACUGUGUAAAGUGAAAAAUUUGCAAAAUCGCACAGUGUCAUGGGUGCGUCAUCGAGAUAUUCAUCUACUCACGGUUGGUCGGUACACAUACACUUCAGACCAACGAUUUGAAGCACAACACAAACCUCGUUCGGAGGAGUGGGCGUUAAGAAUCCGUAGUCCACAGCGAAGAGAUUCAGGACAAUAUGAAUGCCAGAUAUCCACUACGCCACCUAUUGGUCAUGCGGUAUAUCUCAGUAUUGUAGAACCGGAAACCGAAAUAAUGGGUGGCCCUGAUCUGUUCAUCUACGCCGGCUCUACCAUUAACCUGACGUGUAUAGUAAGACAUACUCCUGAACCACCAAGUACCAUCAACUGGACACACAGAGGAAAAACUAUUAACUUCGAUUCAACCCGAGGUGGAAUAUCUCUAGUCACCGAAAAAGGAAUCCACAGUAGCAGCCGACUGUUGGUUCAAGCUGCUCGGACGUCAGACGCCGGAGCAUAUCAGUGUGUACCUGAUAAUGCUCAAUCAGCUACGGCUAGAGUGCAUGUGCUCACAGGUGAGACUCCCGCUGCAAUGCAGGGUAAUGCCAAAGAACUAUCACUUUCCUUCGUUCUUUACGUUACAAGUGUCACGUUGUAUUUAAUAUUUAUAACAUAAAGCAAUAAAUUCAACAUUUUAGAAAAUAUAAUGAAUUGUAAAUAUUUAUUAAAUUUAUUAAUCUAAUCUGUUAAAUAUUAAAACUAAUUUUAUUAAAUGUAAUAAGAUAUUUUAAUUAAAUUGUUAUUUGAAAUAUCGCGCUAAAUGAAAUGCCAUGUAAAUAGUUUUAAUUUAAGUAAUUGUUGAUAACAUUAUGGAGACGAGCUCUUGAAAAAGUUAAAUUCGAAUGAUAUUAAUGUUUUUAAUAAUUUUUUUUGUUCCUCACGACUUGUUACAUUUGAGGACUUUAUUUGUUAGUUAAAGGAUGAAUGACGAGGAUUUGUGACGUGAAAAUGUUCGGAUAUUGUGACCAAUACUUUUUACGUUACAAUAUUAUGUUUACCAGGGUAUAAUAAUCCAACGAAAUCAUACAUCGGACUGCAUAUGUUUAAUCCAUAUUAUACGUUCUUUAUCGUGACUUGUCAACCUCAUCUUAUUUCUUUUGCCAACCGUUGGGUCUCUUAAGCCACUGAGAUAUUUUUAUUUUAUUUCAUCUUUAAACUUUUUUUUUAAUAAACCUUAAACAGUUCCAAAUAUUCGGUCACACAGUGUGUAGUUAACGUUGGUGUACCAUGUUCAACAAAUUUACUAUAUAUCAUUACAUUACCGCAGUCUGAAAAAAAGAAAUGAUAAACUUUACUGAAUAUUUGUAAUAUAUUAUAUAAGAAUGUUUCUAUUUCCUAUUCGAACAUUUUACAAUAGAAUAAUGAUAUGUAGUCGCAGUUAAUGUUAUAUCAUUAGACUAGGAGUAUAGUUUGUUUUUAAUUAAAUCUGGUUUUCAAAUAAACAUAUUUUUAUGUU
Messenger RNA from Danaus plexippus (monarch butterfly), 2055 nucleotides. Its product is annotated as zwei Ig domain protein zig-8-like. Lineage: Eukaryota; Metazoa; Arthropoda; Insecta; Lepidoptera; Nymphalidae. The coding region runs from base 340 to 1215 and encodes 291 amino acids. The transcript is spliced from 7 exons. Gene Ontology annotation, biological process: synapse organization. The record is from RefSeq and is a predicted model, not a curated record. Gene Ontology annotation, cellular component: neuron projection membrane.